AUGGCUCUUUUUAUCAAACGUGAAGUCUUGUCUGAUGAAGACGAACUUGAAGAUGAUCCUUGUCAUGGCACUAUCGAGAUUCUUGAAUAUGAACAACGUGUCAUGGUUGACACCAUGGAUGAUGACGUCAUCUUCAUUCAUGCAAGGGGUCUUGGUAUGGAAAGACUUUUUCUCAAUCAUCUCAUAAUGUACUCUGAUCAAAAGCUGUUGACUAUAGUUCUGAACACAUCACAACACGAUGAGUCAUAUUUCAUCUCGCAACUCAAAGCGGUCAAUGUUCCAUGUCCACCUAAACUUAUAAAUGCUGAUGUUUCGACCAAGGACAGGUCAGUUUUUGUUCAUCUCUGAGU
This is a messenger RNA of Cylicostephanus goldi, 350 nucleotides long. Lineage: Eukaryota; Metazoa; Nematoda; Chromadorea; Rhabditida; Strongylidae. The record is from the annotation of a GenBank genome assembly.